Molecule: messenger RNA, 3063 nt
Organism: Dictyostelium purpureum
Lineage: Eukaryota; Evosea; Eumycetozoa; Dictyosteliales; Dictyosteliaceae
Exons: 2
Coding region: 1-3063 (1020 amino acids)
Source: RefSeq, a predicted model, not a curated record
AUGGAUGAAUUAUUUCGAAAGGUUUUUAACAAUAAAUUUUUAUUUAUUCAUAUAUUCAAUUCCAAUAGAGAAUAUAUUGAUACCAGUGAUGCUAAAGGAUUCAGUUUUGGUAAUAAAAAGAAAUUUAAAGAUAUUUACCAAUUAAAAUGGUUUAUUGAAAAUGACCAAUAUAAAUUACUUAAUUGUAAAUUAAAGGCUGGUGAAGAGAUUAUAUUAGAUCAGUUCUCAUUGAAAAACCUAUUCAAUAGUAAAAGCCCAGCAGAUCAUUAUAGAAUUAAAAAUAAAGGUUCUUUUUCUACAAGAUACUGUUCCAGAUACAGAGGUUACUAUAGAGAGGGUGAUGAAGAAAUCUUCAAAACUAAAGCCAUGCAAAUGUUUCAAGAAGAGUCUGAAGCAAGAAAAGAAACAUUAUCAUUGCUAAUAAAUUUAUAUCCAAAGAAAUUAAAAGAAACAUGCUUUUUAAUUGAAACCUUAUUACUCAGAUCAAAUGUUGUAAGAGGGAUAUACAAGCCAAAUUUAGAACUACUUUUUAUAUUUACAAGCAAGCCAUUCUACUCUUCAAUUGAUAAACCCUUACUAAAGAAAAUUCUUGAAGAUAAUCAGUACAAAUACCGGGAUAUUAUAGUCGACUUUAUUAUGGAUCACCCAAACAUGUAUAAGCCAAGAGGAAAAGAUAAGCUGAUAUCAUUGAAAAUAUCUCAAUUUUUAACCAUCAAAAGCACCCGUACCCAAAUUAGAUUGUUAGAGUCUGGUUUUAUCUCAUUGAGUAAAAAGAAAACUAUAGAGUUGAAUAAUAGCAUUGGCGACAUUGGCGAUAGAGUUCAGGAUUUAUACAAACAAUAUUUUGAAUAUUACAAAAACUCAAGAAAAGAAAAACUCUUUGAAUUCUACAAUCUUGUUAAUGGACUAAAGUAUUUGGCAGAUUCGAAAUUUGAUAGAAAUUUGCUAUCUAAAAUAAACCAAGAAGUUAAAUUGCAAAAGUCUCACUUGGGUGUUUCAAAUGAUUUCAUUCAACUAUACACCAAAGAUGAAUUUUAUUAUAGGUUUAGAAAUAUUUCAACUGAUAUCGAGAUUAUCAAAUAUUUAAACAAACUGACUCAUGUAGAUAAUCAACUCUAUCAAUUUGCAGUAGAUUCAUUCUCAUUUGGUCAUGGUUUAUUCAAAUCUAAAGAUUUCCCAAAAUCUCUAUGGAGUACUUUAAAAACACUGGCAUCGCCAUUACCAUCUCAACUACUUAUUAAAGAUAAAGAAAUAAUUGACUGGAUUUUAGAAAAUCACCAACUCAUUACAGAAAUGCAUCAAAUGGUAUAUAAAUCAACUCCGAUUGUAAAGUAUCAAUCAAUAGAGUUAAUGGAAUAUGCAAAAGAAAAAUCAUCUGUCGCUAAAGUAGAAUUUUUAAACUCGGGACCAGUCUAUACAUACUUAUUCAGCAUGGCAAUCAAUGAUUGCAAUAUUGAUCAACUAAAAUAUCUAGAUUGUAACUUUAAUGAACAAAUUAAAGAGUUUGAUAAAAUUAUUAAAAGCAACUUAUCCACAACAGAUAAGCUAAUUAAGAAAUCAAUUCAAGAAAUAAAAAAAACCUUCGUAUCACAUCUUAGGGUGGCUCAAAAAAAAGAGGCAAAAAUCAAAUUUCAAAAUCAGGAUACUUCAAGUCUUAUUAGAUUAGUCAAUUAUUUAAACUCAACUCAUUUCAAGUUAUUUUCAUCGUCUUUAUUUAAAGAGUUUAUACAUUGUAUUGUUGAUAGUAAUAUUGGUGAAGAGGUUAUGGCUUUAAAUCAAUUAAAAAUCAAUUUUAAUCAAUUCCCAUCAGAAACAAACCAAUUAUACACUGAAUCAAUCACAGAUAUAAAGUCACCAAAAAUCAUUCAAUUAAUUUUAAAUAAUCAUUUUAACCCAUUUUCAUCAACAUCAAAAUUAGAAUCAUUUAAUGAAUACUGGCUUAUCAAAUCUAAAGAUAAAAGAGAUGGAAGUUAUUAUUAUUUUUAUCAUGGUUAUGCCUCUGAUGGUGAUGUUUAUCCCACAAAUCAAAGUUGUCUUUAUUUUUUAGGUGAUGAUGGGGAAAGAUUCCAUUGUACCUCUGGUGAAUCCUCAAGUGAAAUUAUAAAAUGUAUUAAUAUUGUUUUGGGCCAAUUCAGUAAUGCUAUUACAACCGCUAAAGAUGAUGACUACUUAAAACAACUAUCAAAUACAUUUCAAAAUAUUUUAAAUUAUUUAUUUAAAAGAUUAAUAAAAGUUUACCUAGUUAGUGGUGAUACUGUUGCAUAUGUCCAUCAGUUAAUAUCUAGGUCAUGGGAAGAUUCAACAAAAAACUCAAGUGUAAAACCGUUUAAAUUCGAACAUUCAAUUUAUCACUCAUAUUACUAUCUUGCUACCAGAUCUUUAAAAACAGUUCGAUUAUUGUUAUCAAUAUCCUCAACAUAUUUUAUCAAUCAAAAAACAGAUUUCGAUCUCGAAUCUAUAAACUAUGAAGAUGAAAUUGAAUUCAAUACUUUUCUAGAGAAAACUCCUAAUGUAUUAAAAUUCUUAAAUGUAAACCUCUUUACAUUUGAAUUUAUUUUUAAUUCAUCCAUUAGCAACCUUUUAGACACACUAAUCAAAAAACUAAUUGUAGAACCAUCUUUAGACUCAUCAAUACAAUGGGCAUUCAACAUAAAUCCAUAUAGCGAGAAUGUCACAUUAAUAUUAGAAUUCCUAAUGGAGGUAAAAGAAGUGGAUCUAUUUUUUAAAUAUUUAGAUAUCAUUCAGGGUCAAUUGGAAAAUAAAGAAUUUUCAAUAGGGGAAUUUCCAUAUACUUGUGAUGAAUCAGAUAUACUUGAUCAAGAUUGUAAAAUUAAUAAUUUUUAUCAAGAUUUAAAACCAACUUUUGGUAGAUAUUUUAUAUUUUCACCGAAAUUGGUUCAAAACUCUUUGGUCACUUUAGAUUCUGACUCGUUUUUCAAAUUUUGUAAAUUUUGCUCCUAUCUUUCAAUUAAAUAUAUGUCAAUUGAUUAUUUAGAUCAACCUGCCAGUGGUAAAAAUUUAGAUUUAUUAAAAGAAAUAUUGGAAUAUUUAAAAAACAAAUAA